Molecule: messenger RNA, 943 nt
Organism: Lolium rigidum
Lineage: Eukaryota; Viridiplantae; Streptophyta; Magnoliopsida; Poales; Poaceae
Product: transcription factor-like protein DPB
Exons: 9
Coding region: 1-774 (257 amino acids)
Biological process (GO): regulation of transcription by RNA polymerase II; regulation of cell cycle
Cellular component (GO): transcription regulator complex; nucleus
Molecular function (GO): DNA-binding transcription factor activity, RNA polymerase II-specific; RNA polymerase II transcription regulatory region sequence-specific DNA binding
Source: RefSeq, a predicted model, not a curated record
AUGGCGCCUCCCAGCGGCGAUGCUUCUCCGGCUGGUCCCGCCGCACUGGACCUGGCCGUCGUGCACAUUCUCGAAGCUUCCAGUCUCCCUCCGCUUCCCGAACGCGGCGGCAAUGCGGCCCCAAGGAAGGAUGAGUGCGAGAAGAAUAAGGAUAGGAAGGACAAGGGUGGGGCAUCGAGGAUCACCGGUUGGGGGCUUCGCGAGUACAGCAAGAUAGUUUGUGAAAAAGUUGAAGCCAAAGGAAGAACAACAUACAAUGAGGUUGCAGAUGAAAUUUAUUCUGAGCUGAAGUCCAUGGAACAUAUCGGUCAAGGGUUUGAUGAGAAAAAUAUUAGGAGGAGAGUGUAUGAUGCUUUCAAUGUUCUCAUUGCACUUCGAGUUAUUGCCAAAGAAAAAAAGGAGAUAAAGUGGAUGGGCCUUUCGAAUUACAGAAUCGAGAAGAUGAAGAAGCUGGAGGAAGUUCGCAGAGAACUCAUAAAUAAGAUUAGGAACAAGAAGAGACUCCUCCAGGAAAUUGAAAAACAGUUUGAUGACCUCCAACAUAUCAAGUCGCGUAAUCAGACACUGCAGCGCUCAGCAGAGAAUGCUAAUGGCAUCCGCCUUCCUUUCGUAUUGGUCAAGACAUCUCUGAAAGCAACGGUGGAAAUUGAGAUUUCAGAAGACUCGAAGUUUGUCCGUUUCGAAUUCAAUGGUGCACCAUUCACAUUGCAUGAUGAUCUCUCAAUCCUUGAAGGGGUCAGGCGUAAGAAAGAACUGUCAUGCACCUCUCAUUAGAGAUUCAAGAAUCUGAUAAAUCAAGUGACAUGUCAGAACUGGCACAGCCAGAUUCUUUUGCACAGCUAUGUAUAGCUAUAUACUCUUAUGAAAACUUGACCUAGUUUAUAGGGCAAUCUCUCAGGCUUGAGAUUUUAACCUGCAAUUUUGUCUCCUUUUUAUGCCUAGC